ACGGUGUACCUGAAUCACGAUGUAUUAAAUUGCCCCUUCACCGUUCAAACGUUCAAACGUUCACCAUCCACAAACUCACGACGAUGCCUGCUCCAUACCCUCUUCUUGAUAUGCCCCCUGGCAGUAUCAAGAACAUACAUGAAUACCCAGCUCGUAGACAUAUGGCAGCAGUCCACAAUAUGUUCAUUCAAAGCAUCAAUGCAAUAGUAGCGCAUGCGCCGACGCUUCCAACGAACAAGCUUCAGCCGUUCAUGGUAUUCUGUUUCACGGUGAUAGAUAACAUCCACCACCAUCAUCACAUAGAAGAAACCUUUCUAUUUCCCGAACUAGAGAAGAAGCUCGGCGCAGGGACAUUGUCGCGCAACUUUGAAGAACACGCAGACUUCGUUCCGCAAUUGGACGAAGUGAAGGUGUAUCUUCAAAAGGUGCAAACUGGAGAGUUGGCGUAUGACGGACCACUACUUGUGGAGAAGAUACAUUCGUUUAGUGAUUCUAUGAUGCUGCACCUAAGUCAUGAAAUCCCAACACUCGACGCAAGUCGUUUGAAAGCCGUUUUCACGGAAAAAGAACUGAAGGACAUUGAUUCCCAAGGUUUGAGCAUCGCGCUCAAAACUGUUAGUUUCUAUACAUCAAUUCCGUGGGGCAUGGUCUGCGCAAACCCGGCUACUCCGUGGUUCCCGCCGUUGCCAUUGCCAGUGAAGUUGGCGACGCGAUGGUGGUUUUCCAGAAGGUACAGAGAAGCUUGGGAAUUCGGGCCAUUGGAUCUCUAUGGAAAGCCCCGACAGGCGGAAGUGGAGAAAUCGUAAAACAGAUGGAUUGACAAAAAUAGAAACACUUCUAAUAUACAUAUUGCUAUGUAGUAUUUCUCGUUUCUUCAAAUGCGGUGGAUGGUAUAGUAAAUACAACAGAAAGAUCAUCACAAAUCCACGUAGUACAAUGAUAUAUAUACAUUUAUUUAUCAAUGCAUAUUUUGCAACAACUCGAGAUCUUUCUUCAACUCUGCCAGUGUGUACGGGAGAUCAUCGUCAUCUGCCACUGACAAUGUGUAGAUCUCCUCAGCCAGUUCGGGGUCCGUGUUCAUAUAGGUUAACAUUUGUUCCAACAGAUCUCCGUCGAGGAUACCAUACGCCGCCGAAUCAGCAUCGCUGCGUCCUCUCGAAAGUCUCGGAGCACGGUGCCUACCGUGGUCGCGGUGAGUGAGCGAGUGAGUGAAUAAUGAGUGAGUGAGUAUUCACACGGCAAAGAGAGGAGAACAAC
Messenger RNA from Lentinula edodes (shiitake mushroom), 1257 nucleotides. RefSeq lists its product as uncharacterized. The coding region runs from base 84 to 806 and encodes 240 amino acids. Lineage: Eukaryota; Fungi; Basidiomycota; Agaricomycetes; Agaricales; Omphalotaceae. The transcript is spliced from 6 exons. The record is from RefSeq and is a predicted model, not a curated record.